GUUGUUUGCAUAUUUCAAGUAGGAUAACAGAAUGGCGAACAUAAGCUGGUAAGAAGUCCACUGAAGGCCGGUUAACGUGACAUUUUGAUCAGUUGAGCUGUAGUGACAAGACAGGAAGUCUAUUUACGUACAUUAUGAAAUUUAGGAACUUGAUAUCUAUGUGUGAAAUAUCGAAAGACUUCGGACUGAAGGAAGGAACAGCAAAUGCAGCCGGUCAGUGAUUACAGAAGUUUUAAGUAAAUGGAAACUGACAGAUCCUCAGGAUCAUUUGCAGCUACAUUUGAAUAAUGCGUUUCUGGUUUUUACAUUUAUUACAAUUUGAUGAUUGUCAACUAUGAAUGCUAUAUCGAGGGAAAGAAAACUAAUAUUGGAAUGCCGCUCCUCAAAGGCAGAACCAGAACAAUAAAAGUGGAACCUACGAUUCAUAACAAGUCAGGGAAUACUCCGCCAGAGGGAGACGUGAACUCUAAAGACUUAGAUAGCGACGACAGGACAACAAUGCCACCGUAUUUAUCAACUCUGAAAUUUCAGCUGAAGCAGUUCGACGCCGACUUGGUUCGUCAAUCGGACUAUCUUGAGGAAGGAAUUGAAUACACAUCUCUUCCAGCGCAUAAAACUAAAGGAACACAAACCAUCACUCUACCAUUGAACAUGCCUGUUGUGGUGAGCGAGAAACUAUGCUUUCGUCGAAAAGGCAACGGUUCACCUAAUUUUAAGCACCGGUUGAAUAAUUCAGUUAAAGACGAUUGUUCUAAGGUUUCACUUGCUAGGUCACACACGAAUGGACAAGAAAACGACGUGAGAAAAAUCCUAGAUGGCUCAGACGAUACGAGUGCAACUGCAGGAAAAUGGUUCAAUGACAUCGAUAAACUAACGAGCUUCAAAGCCAAACACAAAAUUGAAUUCUUCUCCAGAGAAAAGAAGGAAAUAGAAAGAGAAUGGACGUCAACUCCUAAGAAAUUUUAUAAGUGUAUUUUGAAUUGUAGACAAAAGCAAUUAUCUCUGUGUAAUGGUUUCCGAACCAGUAAACGCGAUGUUGAUCGGGGAUCGAAAAAAGUUUCCUUUCCCGCUGAUGUUCUUUUGUUUUCUGCUAUCGAGGAAAAUGCGUCGAAGGAAUUAAUUGAAAUAAUAAGGAUCUACAAGACUGAUGUCAAUUUAAGUAGAAAUGCACGCGGACUUCCCCCGCUUCAUCGAGCAGUACAGCGCGGAGCUGUUGAAUGUGUUCGAGUCCUACUGAGUCAUUCGGCUGAUGUGAAUUUGAGAGACUCCUCAAAUCGCCCAGCUAUAAAUCUGGCGAUUUCAAUGCGCCAGUUUGAGUGUAUUGUGCUUUUAAUCGAGUCAGGAGCUAGCGUAGCAGAGUACACAAACCAACGAGUACAGGAUUAUGAAAACGUUCAGACUUUGUCGAAGAGCUGUUAUCGAUCUUUCGAGGCCAAUGUUUAACAAGAACGAUAUUCGCACUCCUGGGGUAGCUCAAAAUUGCCGCUCGGUUUUUUGAUUUACAAUAGCGUCAAAGCCGUUUUAUUGGUUGAUAAAAAAAGAAACUACUAAUGCAUGUUUUCGGGUUUUCGACUGUAUUUUAUUGUUAUUUUCUUCCUGAAAAUAAAGAUGUAUUAUACGAAAACAAUAUAUUAUAAUGACAAAUUUUGGCAAAGUAAACGAUUGUUCCUUUAACGUGCCUAUUGUUUACACUCCUGAGCAUGAAUAUAUUCUGCAUUCUAAUUUUCUUUCGAAAGAAACAAUUGAUCUUAAAAUCAACACGUGUGCCUUUUUUUAGAUAUUAACAUAUAUAUUUUUUAU
Messenger RNA from Pocillopora verrucosa, 1800 nucleotides. NCBI's taxonomy places the organism in Eukaryota, Metazoa, Cnidaria, Anthozoa, Scleractinia, Pocilloporidae. The record is from RefSeq and is a predicted model, not a curated record.